CUUUGGCUUGUCUAGUGGCUGGUGGUCAUUGAGUGCACCCACGUGGCCUUACAUACAGCCAGGCUUUCAUGUCAGGGGUCUGUGGUUAAGAGAAUUGCUGUAUGACUAUAACAAUGGCUGUAUGGUGCUGCUGGGAGUUCAAGUCCUACAGCCAGAAGCUGAACUGUUCUGUCUACUCGGGAGUAGGGCAUGUAACCUGAGAGGGUACAGAGUUUCUGCCUGUUCUUAUGUAGGUUUAGGCUGAAUGGACUCUGUAUUGUGUUAGUUGCCACGUCAGGCAUUGGUACCAGUUGCUUACACUGGAAUGAUGAAGACAAACAGAUCUUUAUAUGUCAGCAGGUGUUCCUUGCAUAUGGCAUAGACAAACCACUGCUGAACAAUGAGCGUGGAGCUUGAUGCACUAGCAGUUGUGAACCAGCUGCGUGAUUUGGCAUCUGAUCCCUUAAACCGCCGAGCAAUUGUACAGGAUCAAGGUUGCCUUCCAGGCCUUAUUUUAUUUCUCGAUCACCCCAACCCACAAGUGGUCCAUUCUGCAUUACUGGCGCUUCGCUAUUUAGCAGAAUGUCGCACCAACCGAGAGAAGAUGCGAUGCGAGCUGGGCAUGAUGCUGAGCCUACAGAAUGUCAGUCAAAAAACUAAAACACCAGGUGAAACGCAACUUUUAGCCACUGAGGUUUAUGACCUUCUCCAGGGCACCAGCACAGCAGAUGGAGACUGUACGAAUGAAAUGAAUUCAAGGAGGAGAAAAGCACAGUUUUUCCUGGGGGCUACCAAUAAACGUGCCAAAACUGUGGUUCUGCAUAUUGAUGGCCUUGAUGACACAUCUCGCAGGAGUCUAUGUGAAGAUGCUCUGUUGAAAAUCAAAGGAGUCAUCAGUUUUACAUUUCAAAUGGCAGUUCAGAGAUGUGUGGUCCGGAUUAGAUCUGACUUAAAGGCAGAGGCUUUAGCUUCAGCAAUAUCAUCCACCAAGGUAAUGAAAGCUCAGCAAGUUGUGAAGGGUGAAACUGGUGAGGAGCUGCUGGUGCCGUUUCAAGACUCUCCUGUGGAUGUAGAAGAGAAUACAGAUUUGCCAGACUACUUGCCCGAGGAUGAGAGCCCCAUGAAAGAACAAGAUAAAGCUGUAUCUCGCGUGGGGGCUCACCAGGAUGGCGCGGGUAAUUGGCUCAGCACUGCAGCAAACUUUUUAUCAAGGUCCUUCUAUUGGUGACUGAGGUUUGGAAGGAAAAGACUGCUCAGUGACUUGAAGACAGCUGUUCAUCUGCCUAAUGAACUGCAAAGAGCAACUUGCAAUAAAAUACCACCGGAAAAAAAAAAGAUUUUAAACCACGCAAACUCUGCUGUGUUUUACCUAUUCAUCAAAAGCUGAACCUGUAAAGCUGUCUCAAGGACAAGGCCGCAGGAGAUAUUGCACCAUUUUAUUGCGUGUUGCCUCACUUUGUAAAUGGGUCCAUGGUUUGCUAUUACACUGUCCUGUCAUAAGCCAAAUAAUUGUGAUGGUGAACACGCGUUACUCAGUGACAGCCUUAAAGUGAUUGGUCCACCUCAAUUCUCAGGACGUAUCUUCCCAUUAAAUUAGCCGUGCAUGAACACCGUUAAGAUUUUUUUUUUUUUGUUGCCUUAUUCUUUUCUCUCUAUAUAAACAGCUAGUGAACUUCUAAAUGUGGCUUUAUUUUUAAUUCUCAUCAGCAAUGCAAAUGAAAUUUUGUCACAAAAAGUGACCGAUUUCCUAAACUGAAA
Xenopus laevis (African clawed frog) is the source of this 1737-nucleotide messenger RNA. It is a transcript of the gene armc1.S, whose product is annotated as armadillo repeat containing 1 S homeolog. The record is from RefSeq and is a predicted model, not a curated record. Gene Ontology annotation, molecular function: metal ion binding. Lineage: Eukaryota; Metazoa; Chordata; Amphibia; Anura; Pipidae. The transcript has 7 exons. The coding region runs from base 380 to 1207 and encodes 275 amino acids. Gene Ontology annotation, cellular component: mitochondrial outer membrane; cytoplasm.